Messenger RNA from Danio aesculapii, 2259 nucleotides. It is a transcript of the gene dennd2da, whose product is annotated as DENN/MADD domain containing 2Da. The coding region runs from base 288 to 1934 and encodes 548 amino acids. Gene Ontology annotation, cellular component: cytosol; nucleoplasm. The record is from RefSeq and is a predicted model, not a curated record. The transcript has 16 exons. NCBI's taxonomy places the organism in Eukaryota, Metazoa, Chordata, Actinopteri, Cypriniformes, Danionidae.
CUCAAACACCAAAGCAAACACACGCACAGAGAGCAUUGUGAAGUGACUGCGAGAGUACAAUACAGUCAAAGAGAUCACAUGGUACCGAGGAUUUGACUUUCUCCAGGUGGAAAAGAAAGUAGAAAGAACUGGUUCAGCAGGUAAACCGGCAUGGGACGACUGCGCUUAUGUGGAUCUGUUUGCUAACACACUGAGGUGAUGCAGUAAAUAUUUGAACAAAUCAAACCGAAAAUCUCCAGCCUACUCAAGAUACGACUCGGAGAGAGAGUUUCUACUGCGGUGACACAAUGACAUCAAAUCAUAAAACCUGGACAUUCUCCUCCAUGCGGUCUAAGACAAGACCAGCACUUGAUGAAGGGGAAAAUCCUUUCAGGAGGAGAUUAUUUUCUUCUUUCAGAAAUGAUCGACGUGAACAAAGGUCUCAUGAAGAUGGUUCCAGUGAUCUAGACAAAAGACGAGCUUUCUCAGAUGGAGGAAUUGAUACCAACAAAGGUGUCUUUCUCCCAGGUGAAGAUUCUCCAGACAUGGGAGCCAUGAAGAGGAUCAGUACCUUAUUUACGUCUUUCCGUGGGAAAAUCAACAAAGACAGAACUAGCAAGGAGCCAGAGUUACCUGCUAGCACAGAGCUUUCUCCUGUGGAAGAAAAGGCGAAGGAGCAGCGAUACGCCAGCGGGCAGUUUUUCUUCGAAUAUCUGGUGGUGGUUCGUCCUAAGAAGACCAAAGAUGGGAUAUAUGAGCCACAGAUCAACUAUCAGUUCCCUAAGAAGGAUGGCAUGGUGCGAUUUCAGAAGGAGGAGGAAGAGAAGACGUUAAAGGCACUGACCCUCUUCUGCUUUCCGGAAGGUGUUAACUGGGCGCCCUUAACAGAAUAUCCCAGUGAAACAUUCUCUUUCGUGCUUACAGAUGUUGAUGGAACAAGGAAGAAUGGAUACUGUAGGAGGCUGCUGCCUGAUGGGAAGGGUGCUCGUCUGCCUGAAGCCUACUGCAUCAUCAGUAAUGUAGCCUGUUUUGGGCUCUUUUCCAAGAUCUUUGAUGAGGUGGAGCAGCGCAGAAAGAUCUCCAUGGCUAUGAUUUAUCCAUUUAUGCAGAGCCUGAGGGAGGCGGCGUUUCCAGCCCCUGGAAACACAGUUAAUAUCAAGAGCUUUAUUCCAGAAAGAGGCACUGAGAUCAUCAGUUUGACCCGUCCGACAGACUCGUGGCUGGAGCAUGUGGAUUUCCGCACGCUGUUCAGAUGCCUGUCAGAUGAUGAGGUUCUUCAGGUGUUUGCCUCUACUGUGCUUGAGCGGAGGAUUAUCUUCAUCGCUGAGGAGCUUGGUACAUUGUCUCAGGUGAUCCACGCUGUGGCUGUUCUCCUCUAUCCAUUCAUCUGGCAGCACACGCUUAUUUCCAUCGUUCCUGAGAUCCUCAUAGAUGUUGUGAUGGCGCCCACUCCAUACCUGCUAGGGGUCCAGAAAAGACUCGCCCAUUUAAUCACCGACCAGACCGAUCUGCUUAUUGUUGACUUGUCAGAAGGCAGGAAGGAGACGUUUAUCAAGUGUAUUGGAGACGAGGACACGAUAUUACCUCACAAACUCAGAGAUGAAAUCAAGCAGGCCCUCAGUGCCAAAAAUGACAAAUCAAGUCUUGAGGAAUUAAAUCGGGUGGUUCCAGAAGCUUUUCUGCCAUUCUUUAUCAAGACUGUGGGCCACUUUGCCAAACACAUCACAAGGAAAGGACAAGACAAGAGAGGCGAAUUCCAGCAACUUAAUUUCUGUAAAGCAAUAGAGUCCAAAAGCACGAGAAAGUUUGUGAAGAAGUUUGUACAGACGCAGAUGUUUGACCUCUUCAUUCAGGAGAUGGAACAGAGACCUGCUUCACAGGACGGCAAAGGGAUAUUUGAGAGAAAGAUUGCCGAAUACCACAAAAAGAUGAGAGAGAAAGCCAAGAAACAGUAGUGGCAGCACUCACCACCAGUAGCUGGUUGUAAAUCUCAUGUGAAAUAACGGUAGACUAGUAAAUAAUUGUAAGGAAUGUAGAUAGAAUUGAAUGUCCGAUUAUUUUUUAUUUAUGUCUUCGUGUGUUCGGUUUGUCAUUCAUGUUGGGGUUUGUUGUGCAUCAGGGGUAACCGUAUUGUGAUAUGCUGCUGUAUUUAAUGUUUGCAAGGCUUGUUUCGGCUUGUCACAGAAACUGAGCCAGACGCAAUUCUCUAAAUGUAUUUUAAAAGGAAACAACAGAUUCAGUAUGACAUUUAAAUUAAAUAAAAGAUACAUUUCAUCUCCA